AUGGGUAUAAUCAGGAGGUUCUUCUCUUUUAUAGCGGGGAAUGUAGUUGGGAUAUAUGUGGCUCAGAAUUACCAAGUUCCAAACAUCAAGAAUGUAGCUGACACUUUCUUGUUAAAGGCCAAGGAAUUCGAGGAUAAAUACCGCAAACCUAACAAGAAAGGUGGUAAUGAUGGUGAUUAG
Messenger RNA from Lathyrus sativus (Indian pea), 180 nucleotides. The record is from the annotation of a GenBank genome assembly. Lineage: Eukaryota; Viridiplantae; Streptophyta; Magnoliopsida; Fabales; Fabaceae.